This is a messenger RNA of Mercurialis annua (annual mercury), 2148 nucleotides long. RefSeq lists its product as uncharacterized. Lineage: Eukaryota; Viridiplantae; Streptophyta; Magnoliopsida; Malpighiales; Euphorbiaceae. The record is from RefSeq and is a predicted model, not a curated record. Bases 109 to 1665 code for a protein of 518 amino acids. Gene Ontology annotation, cellular component: translation release factor complex. Gene Ontology annotation, biological process: translation. Gene Ontology annotation, molecular function: translation release factor activity; GTP binding; GTPase activity. The transcript is spliced from 19 exons.
UACAGCAUUCAUUUACUUACUUGGUUAUUCAUUUCAUCCUUUAAUCUAAAACCCAGCUAUCAACCCUAAUUCUCUCUUUAUCGUCUCACUCAAUCUUAACCUUCCACCAUGGAUAUUGAGGCAGAUAUUAGGUCACUACAACUCGACUCAGCUGAAGUAGAAGAGAAUAAUGGGGCGGUGGUCGAUGUGGAAGAGGAGAAACCGUUAGAGGUGGAGGAGCAUGUUGAGAAGAUGGAUGAAGAUCCUAUUCCUAUAAACGAUGCUGCCCACAAGGAAGUGCCCGCUGAAUCAAAUGUGAAACAUAAGGUGUCUGCCGCAACAGAAGCAGAAACAGCAGAAGAGAUAGAAGAGGCUAACAAGAAAAGGCAUUUAAAUGUUGUUUUCAUUGGCCAUGUUGAUGCUGGCAAGUCCACAACUGGAGGUCAGAUACUUUUCCUUAGUGGUCAGGUCGAUGAUCGUACAAUUCAAAAGUAUGAGAAAGAGGCUAAGGACAAAAGCAGAGAGAGUUGGUAUAUGGCAUAUAUUAUGGACACUAAUGAAGAGGAGAGGGUUAAGGGUAAAACAGUAGAAGUUGGAAGAGCACAUUUUGAAACAGAGACAACCAGAUUUACAAUUUUAGAUGCACCGGGCCACAAGAGUUACGUUCCAAAUAUGAUUAGUGGAGCAUCUCAAGCUGAUAUUGGCGUACUGGUAAUUUCUGCUCGGAAAGGAGAAUUUGAAACUGGGUAUGAGAGAGGUGGACAGACCCGUGAGCACGUGCAGCUUGCAAAGACUUUGGGAGUGUCUAGGCUGCUUGUUGUUGUAAAUAAAAUGGACGAUCCUACUGUCAAUUGGUCUAAAGAAAGGUAUGAUGAAAUUGAAUCAAAGAUGAUACCAUUUCUACGGUCUUCAGGCUACAAUGUGAAGAAAGAUGUCCAAUUCCUUCCAAUAUCUGGUCUGAUGGGCACAAACAUGAAAACAAGAGUGGAUAAGAGCAUAUUUUCAUGGUGGGAUGGCCCAUGUCUUUUUGAAGCCUUGGACGCCAUUGAAGUUCCUUUACGAGAUCCUAAUGGUCCUUUCAGGAUGCCUAUUAUUGACAAAUUUAAAGAUAUGGGAACUGUAGUUAUGGGCAAAGUAGAAUCUGGUAGUGUGGCUGAGGGUGAUUCUGUGUUGGUCAUGCCAAAUAAGACUCAGGUGAAAGUUCUUGCUGUAUAUUGUGAUGAAAACAAGGUUAGACGUGCAGGGCCUGGUGAAAAUCUGCGAGUUAGAUUAUCUGGAAUUGAUGAUGAGGAUAUAUUGGCAGGUUUUGUUUUAUCAAGUGUUGCAAAGCCAAUAGUAGCAGUUACAGAAUUUGUUGCUCAACUGCAGAUCCUUGAACUGUUGGAUAAUGCCAUUUUUACUGCUGGUUAUAAGGCUGUUUUACACAUUCAUUCAGUAGUAGAAGAAUGUGAAAUUGUUGAGCUGCUACAACAGAUUGAUCUAAAGACGAAAAAACCUAUGAAAAAGAAAGUGCUCUUUGUAAAGAAUGGUGCUAUUGUUUUGUGCCGUAUUCAGGUAAGUAACUUAAUAUGCAUCGAGGGAUUUUCAGAUUUUCCACAACUUGGAAGGUUUACUCUUCGCACUGAGGGGAAAACAGUUGCUGUGGGGAAAGUCACUGAACUUCCGGCUUCAGGCUCUAGUUUCUAGACAAUUUUGGUAUUGAUGGCCGAGUUAAAAGAACAAGUUUUUUGUGUACCUUUGAGAGCUAGCACACUGAGAAGCUUCUAGACGACGAAUUCAGAUAAUUAAGGAAUGAAGGUACUGAUUGGGUCAAAUUGGGUGUUACUGUUGCUGCUGGUGCUUUAGAUGUUUUACUAGUAGUGUAUAUUCACCAAGUGAUAUUAAGGAGAUUUAUAUAUCAAAUUUUUCUCAAUAUUGAUUUUCUGAGAUCAAAGAGCGCGUAACAGGUGAAAGAAGCUUGAAACAGAAGCUGUAAUUUUCUUAUAAAAAUUAUGAUAAGAACUCAUGGAUAGUUGAAGAGUUUAUGAGGAUUAAUCCAUGUAAAAAUCCCACAGAAACUUGAGCAUUAAUGACGAGGUGCAGAAAUGUGCUAAUCAGCUGAUUGUAGUUUCUUUUAAGAGAACUGCAUUCUUAUUAUGGUAAAUUGGAAACAAUCACGAGUUGGAAAUA